This is a messenger RNA of Oncorhynchus masou masou (cherry salmon), 3115 nucleotides long. It is a transcript of the gene cpxm1b, whose product is annotated as carboxypeptidase X (M14 family), member 1b. The record is from RefSeq and is a predicted model, not a curated record. NCBI's taxonomy places the organism in Eukaryota, Metazoa, Chordata, Actinopteri, Salmoniformes, Salmonidae. The transcript is spliced from 13 exons. Gene Ontology annotation, biological process: protein processing; peptide metabolic process. The coding region runs from base 94 to 2421 and encodes 775 amino acids. Gene Ontology annotation, molecular function: metallocarboxypeptidase activity; zinc ion binding.
CAACGGAUUGUGCACGGGACCCGUAUUAUGUAAGUCUAUGGGUGGACCUUCGUGUGGAAUGGGGGACGUUUAAAUUGUCAAUAUUCAUCCAGAAUGUCUGAAGGGACAGUUAUGGCACAAUCCCUGUACUUUACCUUUGUUUUGUCGUGUUUGAUAUGUGGAUCAUAUGGUCUCGUUUCAUCUGGCAAUGGCACAACUACAGUGAGGUCUGUGGAUUAUAAUGCAACUACAACUGUUACUCCGACUGAGAGACGAGAUUCUACAACUAAACCAAGUACUACCCAGAGCAAUAAAAGCACCAACGCACCAGCGGUAAGGUUGACAUCCACAACGACUUCAAAGGUACUGACAACUACUACUAGACCACCGAAAACGACCACCGCCGCUAACUAUAGUUUCAACACAGAAGACCUAAAUGAGGGAAUCGACAAGAAAGUGGAAAAAAGAGUAUGGAACAAAGAACCUGAGGAUGAACCACUCGAAUUUGAGUGCCCUCCGCUGGGGCUGGAGUCUCUGAGGGUGAAGGACCCACAGCUGCGGGCCUCGUCCUACAAGCGCCGGGGACUUGGACCUCACCGCGGUCGACUCAAUAUCCAGUCGGGUAUCGAGGACGGGGACAUCUAUGACGGGGCCUGGUGCGCCCAGUAUGAGGAUAAGAAACAGUGGCUGGAGGUGGAUGCCCGGCGCCCCACGCGCUUCACCGGGGUCAUCCUGCAGGGACGCAGCUCAAUCUGGAGUUGGGACUUCAUACUCACCUACAAGGUCCAGUUCAGUAAUGACACUCUGGUCUGGCAGCCAGCUAUGAAUGGGACUAAAGAGGCAGUAUUUGAGGGGAACCAGGAUACUGAAACUCCAGUGUUGGCCCUAUUUAAUGAGUCGGCCACAGUGGCGCGCUACAUCCGUAUCAAUCCACAGAGCUGGUACGAGAACGGAACUAUCUGUCUGAGAGCUGAGGUUCUGGGCUGUACCCUACCAGAUCCUAACAACAUCUACGCUUGGCAGCAGACAGAGCAAGGCACCAAAGACAAGCUGGACUUCAGACACCACAACUACAAGGAGAUGAGGAAACUCAUGAAAUCAGUGACCGAGGCCUGCCCUGACAUCACACACAUCUACAGCAUUGGGAAAAGUCACAUGGGUCUCAAGAUGUACGUCAUGGAGAUCUCCGACCACCCUGGAAAGCAUGAGCUGGGCGAGCCAGAGUUCCGCUAUGUGGCUGGCAUGCAUGGGAAUGAAGCCCUGGGCCGGGAGCUGCUGCUCAACCUGAUGCAGUAUAUCUGUCAGGAGUACAAACUGGGAAACCAACGCAUCGUCCGGCUGGUCAAGGAGACACGCAUCCACUUGCUGCCAUCCAUGAACCCCGAUGGUUAUGAAAUGGCCUUCAAGAAGGGUUCCGAGUUGGCGGGGUGGGCGCUCGGUCGCUAUAGCUACCAGGGCAUCGACAUGAACCACAACUUUGCUGACCUGAACAAAGUCAUGUGGGAUGCUAUUGAAUUUGACUUCCAAAAUAAUGAUAAGUCCAAACUCAUCAACCACUACAUCCCCAUACCAGAGUACUAUACCUCAGAGGACGCCUUUGUGGCCUUAGAGACGCGUGCUGUCAUUAACUGGAUGCAGAACAUCCCGUUCGUAUUAAGUGCCAACCUCCACGGGGGUGAACUGGUGGUCACCUACCCCUUCGACAGGACUGAAGACUGGGCACCUCACGAUGACACCCCUACACCGGACAAUAGUUUCUUCCGCUGGCUGGCCACGGUCUAUGCCAGCACCAACCAGGUCAUGUCAAAUCCAGACCGCCGGCCUUGUCACAAUGAAAACUUCCAACGCUACAACAACAUCAUCAAUGGAGCCAACUGGCACACGGUCCAAGGAAGCAUGAAUGAUUUCAGCUAUCUACACACCAACUGCUUCGAUGUGACAGUGGAGUUGUCCUGUGAUAAGUUCCCCCAUGCCAGUGAGCUGCCCAUCGAGUGGGAGAACAACAAAGAGUCUUUACUGAUCUACAUGGAGCAGGUCCACAGAGGACUCAAGGGUGUGAUCAGAGACAAAGACACAGAGGCUGGCAUUGCAGAUGCCAUAAUCAAAGUGGAUGACAUCGACCACCAUAUUAGAUCAGUUGCUGACGGGGACUAUUGGCGCCUGCUAAACCCGGGCGAGUACGAGGUCACGGUGAGUGCCGAGGGCUACAACCCAUCCACACGUAUGUGCCGUGUGAUGUACGAGCAUUACCCCACCAUAUGUGACUUCCGCCUCACCAAGACCCCCAAACAGAGGCUGAAGGAGAUCCUGGCCAAGGGAGGCAAGCUCCCCAAAGACCUGCAGCUGAGGCUACGACAGCUGCGUCUGAGGAAACUGAGGGCCAGCACCAAGGCCAUCAACAGUAGGCGUGCGGCUGCUAGCAGGAAGGCACGGGGGUCGUGAUGUCUUUGGUGAACCAAUCACAACACACUUUUUCUGGAGGGUUGUUGUAUUUAAUUGGCUCGUGAGGGAAGUUCCUGGUUUAACACAGCUUUGAAGUCUGUACACCAUGUGGGCAGUUCUGUAAGGCUAGCCUACUGGGAUACAAAAUAAAAUGUUAAUGUAAAAUGCAUUGUACUUCCAGUAUGGUUUAGUGAUAUAUUUUUGAAGAAAGGGCCAGAUUGUAUUUAGAUAUUUGAAUGAAAUUAGAGCAAAUAAUUGCAAGGUGAUUUUGAAUUAAAAUACCCUUUCAAACUUGUAUAACAGGAAAAAAUAUUAUUUUUUCUUGAAGAACCUAGUUUAGUUACAACAACAAACCAAGUGGAAUGAUGCUGUUCAAAUCCACCGUUGGGUAGAUAUACCACUAUUCAAGUAAAAUUCAUGCCACAAAUUACAGACCAAACUCAAGCUGAGACUAAAAUGACUCAUGCAUCAUGUCAUAGAGACAAGAGCUCUGCUGUUACAGUCUGGAACUGAUGAGAGUUCUACAUGAGAUAUUUUAAAUCUAUUCAAAUGAAAUGUUAUGAUUUCUAAUGUUUGUCUUUCUUUGGUUCAUUUUUGUACUACCAAAAUGAAAUGCUGGCAUUUGGAUGUCCUUGCAAGCCAAGAGACAAUGUUAUGAAUGGAUCACAAAUAAAGCUUUACUUAUAAACACCAA